Rhagoletis zephyria (snowberry fruit fly) is the source of this 538-nucleotide messenger RNA. The record is from RefSeq and is a predicted model, not a curated record. Lineage: Eukaryota; Metazoa; Arthropoda; Insecta; Diptera; Tephritidae.
AUGAUUAUCCUCAGUCGUGUGAUACUGCUGGGCACGGUGCUACUGCUCCUGCCCAGUGGCCACGUUGCCUACGUCGAAAACAGCAACAACGCCGUGGUCCUCGAGUCUGACCCGCUGCUGAGCAAUGCCCAGCCGAGCAGCUGUGAGUUGAUCACCAUUCCGCUGUGCGAAGGCAUCCAGUAUAACACCACCAUCAUGCCGAAUCUGCUUGGCCACGCAAAGCAGGAGCAGGCCGGUCUGGAGCUGCACCAGUACAUGCCCCUCGUUAAGAUUCAGUGCAGUCCUGAUUUGCAGAUCUUCCUCUGCUCCAUCUUUGUGCCCGUCUGCAACAUCCUCGAGAAGCCCAUACCGCCUUGUCGGGCACUCUGCCUGUCGGCGCGCAAAGGUUGCGAAGGACUGAUGAACAAGUUUGGCUUCACCUGGCCCGACAACCUCGACUGCAAUCACUUUCCAAUCGGCGCUAAGGGGGACAUCUGUGUGGGAGACAACACUGCCGAGAAGAACACCGAAUCGCUCUCCAAUUCAGACGGACCGGGCA